Messenger RNA from Cuscuta campestris, 4099 nucleotides. The record is from the annotation of a GenBank genome assembly. Lineage: Eukaryota; Viridiplantae; Streptophyta; Magnoliopsida; Solanales; Convolvulaceae.
GAAAUAUUUUCUAUUGAAAUAUACAAGAUUAUUAUUAUCCCAAUUUUAAUCUUUAUAUUUUAUACUACUAUAAUCUUUACUAGCAUAAAGAUUGUGGUAGACUCCGGCGUUGUUCGUGUGUCAAAGUUGGAGACCGGACGCUUGAACGGUUACGUUUGCACUUUCAACGCUCUUCCUACGACNUGGUGUCAAAUAAAAUACACUUUGAACAUUUAAGUGGAGAAGAAUUUUGAAAAUCCUUCUCACAAUCACAAUCAUAUUUCUUUCGGCCAUGUGAUGUUAAUGGGGACAAAAUUGUUUUGACUUUGCAUUUUAAAGAUGUAGGAAAUUUCCUAAUUUGUCAUUAAGUGUAUGAUUGGUUUUUAAAAUCCUCUUUAAAUAAUUAUACACUAUGUUCAUUGUUAAGGAGUGAAGGUGAUUCGGCCAUACUAUUUUCAAGAGAGAAAAUUAUUAGUUUGGUUCCAUUAAUAUCAUUUUGUGUAUAGAAAAUAUUUAUAAUAUUUUCUAAAUAUUAUUAGAAAUAUUUUCUAUUGAAAUAUACAAGAUUAUUAUUAUCCCAAUUUUAAUCUUUAUAUUUUAUACUACUAUAAUCUUUACUAGCAUAAAGAUUGUGGUAGACUCCGGCGUUGUUCGUGUGUCAAAGUUGGAGACCGGACGCUUGAACGGUUACGUUUGCACUUUCAACACUCUUCCUACGACCUCUUCGUUUUUACCGCUUACAGAGAAAAGCACGAAAGUGGGCAACCAUCGGGAUUCCUGAAUUUCCUGCACAAUAUUUCCUCUCAUAUAAAUGGCGGGAGCGUCACCUUCCGGCUUCGACGAGAGUUUGCUCCCCUUCCAUGAGUUCCAUUAUUAUUCAAACUGAACUCCCACACACAUUAUUCGCACAGUUUGACUUCACUCCUCUCUCUCUCUCUCUUCCAAUUUCAAUCGGGAACGUCUAAGGGUUUAGAAUCUAGGGUUUCUGAAAAAUUGAAGUCCAGGCCAAAGCGCCGAUUCAAUCGCCAAUGGAGGCCGCGGCUGGUGUUGCCACCGCACGCAAUGUUUCUACCCCCGUUUCCUCCCCUCAGCCUUCUCGCAAGGAGUGGCGUGUAGUCUCCGACCAUUCUGAACGUUCGGAUAAGGAGCGCUCCAAGUUUGGGCAGUCCGAUGAGAGAUUGAUAUACGAGGUGCAGCAAGGGAGAAAUCCAUCUGAUGUGGGCUUUUGUUCCCUUAUUCUUGAUGGUGGACCGGAUAAUGAUCUUCUGCAGCAGAGACUUCAUACUGUGGUGAACCAAAGAGAGGAGUUGCAAAGGAUGGAGACUGAGCUUCAGGCUCAGCUCAUUGCGAAAACUGAGAUGUUGGAGAUGAGAAAUACCUUUGACGCUCAAGUCAAAGAACAAGCAAACACCAAUGCGAAGCUUCAGGAGCAACUGCAAGAAAGGGGAGAAACGAUAUAUGAGCUGGAAAGAAGACUUGAAGAGAAGGAAAGGGAGUUGCAUGCGAUAAGAUUGGACAAUGAGGCGCAGGCUUGGGCAAAAGAGGACCUAUUUAGAGAACAAAGCAAAGAACUGCAAACUUACAUGAGAGAAAGAGACAACUCUGAAGCUGAAAGAGCUCAGUACAUAAAACAGAUUCACGAUUUUCAGGAACAUAUUCAAGAGAAAGAAAGGCAGUUCUUGGAAUUACAGGAACAAAACAGACUUACUCAGGAAAACAUUGUUUACAGAGAUGAACAAAUGAGGGAGGCUCAGGCUUGGAUGAGCCGAUUUCAGGAAAUUGAGGCAUUGCAGCAAGCUGAACUACGUGAACGAACAGAACAGUGUAACCAGCUGUGGCUUGGUUGCCAGAGACAGGCUGCUGAGAUGGAGCGCCUACAUUUGCAUAUACAACAGCUCCAGGCAGAAUUGACAGAGGCUAAAGAAAGGAAUAACACUAUCUCUGAUGGCUCUCAAGUGUCCAAAUCAAGCUCUAAAGAUACUGCUCAGAUUGGAAAGAGAAGUAGUGGCCUACUUCUCGAUAGUGGAAAGGAUGUUCCUGGUGUAAAAUCUGGCCACUCAUCCAAUGGACAUGAUGAAAGUGAUUCUUCAUUAUCUGCAAUGAAUGCAUCAACACAGAAUGAUCAUCUCCAUGGUCUUUCACUUGCUCCUUCAUCUUUACUUGGGAUGCCAACCUAUAUCUCUCCAGGACAGAUUACUGCUUUACACCCCUUUUUAAUGCACCAACAGGGUAUUCCUCCUGUUCCUCAGUCUCAUGUUGUGCAUUUCCACUCUCUACCUGGAUCUGCUAUGCCAUCAGUUCAACAUUGGCCUAACCAACAGGUUGCACCUGAUGGUUCUGAGUUGUCUUCCCACAAUCAAUCUUCUCUCCAAACUGAUUCAACCUUGUUGAGAUCCAAUUCUAGCUAUCAGUAUGAAACUUCUGUCAACGGGAAUGGUUUUCAUUCAGAGCAUCCGGAUGCCAAUAUUAUCCACGAGAUUGAAUCACCAGAUUCUGUAGCUCAUUCAAAUGAAGGGGAGCAGAAACAGACCUUGCAAUAUAUCUCCUCUCAGAUUCAUAAUGGGCUAAGGUUGGAUCCUAAUGAACAAAAGAAUGAGUUUCAGGUGGAUGGUGUAAACUCUUCAUCAAUUCCAGGGAUCGAAUCCCAAGGAUCGAUGAUAGGGGAAAUUACUUCUCCUGCUGAGUAUUCACCUUUGAACAUUCUAGAGCAGGCGAGCAACUCAAACGAGAAAGUAACAAACUCCAGCGCUAAUACUACUUUACCCGAAUCCAUGGUUUCUAUGGGCCAGAAAAAUGCAUAUCCUGUUAACCCUGCUGAACCUAUAUUACUUGAUGAACAAUCAUUACUAGCCUGCAUAGUUCGCACCAUUCCACCUGGUUCUAGUGGUCAAAUUAGGAUAAGUACAACGCUUCCAAAUAGGCUAGCAAAAAUGCUUGCACCCCUGCACUGGCAUGAUUACAAGAAAAAGUAUGGGAAACUUGAUGACUUUGUAGCAAGUCAUCCUGAAUUGUUUGUGGUUGAUGAUGACUAUAUUCAACUUCGAGAAGGAGCUCAAGAGAUCAUAGCAGCCACUGCAGCUGUGGCUAAAGUUGCUGCAGCAACUGCAGUCCCAUCAUUAUAUCCGUCGCGUUUACAUUCUGUUGCUGUUACUCCCAUGGCUCAAUCUCACAGGUUGAAGAAGAAUGCAGAUGCCAUUUCUCAGUCUGUGGCAAUGCAAAGUCAGCAUUCCAAUAGUUCUUGCAGUGUGGGUGAGGGCAUCACAAAUGUGAAAAAUUUGGCUAAACCCAGAGGUCCAGUGGAGCUCAAUGCAUCCGAAACUCAUCCUGCACAGCUCCCAGUGGGUAAUGGAAUCCACCCUCAGAAAAAUGAUUUAGCCACUUCUCAAAUAAUGGGAUCAUCUCAUGGGAGAGGCAAUGUGAAUGUACAUGGUAAACAUCGUGGCAGGAUUACCGUGCUUCCAUCCAACUCAAGAAGAUAGUAAGUACACUCUUUUGUUGUAAUAUGCUCACUUGUGGCCUUGUGCUUAAUGCCUAGUUCUUAGAGCCGACUUGUAUGCUUCUUUUGUCUUUAUUCAUACUUCAGUGGCUUCUUUGUUCUACUUCUGUAUCUGAGGGUCUCUUGAAAACCUCUCUACUUCAUAGUAUGGGUAAGGAAAUGAGUAACAUUUCUCCCCUUUUUUUCUAAAAAAGGUUCAACAACACUGUUUAUUUCAAAUCCUCUUUUAUGGCACAUUUUUUAGUCAAUAUUUCUAUCAUAUACCAAUUGUUUCUAAGUGCAUGAGAGUAGUAAAAUGACUCAACUUUGGUGUUUCUCUAGUUUUCAUGUUUCUUCCUCGGCUCCAUGUAUCAGACUUGGCAUUUUUCCUUUGCUUUAUCAACAACCUCAAAAACAUGAAACACAACAUCUCCCCUUGAAUAGUCCUAGACAACUCAUCUUGAAACAGCUGCAAUAUCCCUACGUAAUAAGUUAGCUUUGGCACAGAUAGCAGCGUGAGAUUGUAUGAGCUGGGAUUGAAAUCAACAAUGGUUGCGAUUGGAUUAUCUCUUAUAAAGUUCCGUUUUGCUGAAAUGCUGCAACUUGUUUAUGUUGUGUCCUUUUCGACCAGCGUGUAUUUAACUA